AUGAUUGACGAAAGUUUUCUUCUAAAUGAAAAUGAAGAAUUUGGAGAAUAACUCCUCGAAGAUUUCACAAUCCUCCAAAAAUUGGGAACAGGGGCCUUCAGCAAAGUCUACAAGGUCUUGUACCAGGAUCAAAUCUAUGCCCUGAAGGUUGUUGAUAAAUAAUUGGCUACUGGAAAUAAUAUUGUAGAAAAGCUCAAUCAAGAAGCCUACAUUCUCAACACUCUGGAGCAUCCAAACAUCGUUUAAUAUUACAAGACAAUCGAAUCAAAGCGGAAACUUUAUUUUCUCAUUGAAUACAUUGAAGGGAAGUCCCUCCAGGAAUAUAUUGAUAAAUCAUUGAACGAAUCUCAAAUACGAUAAAUUUUAUAAUAAAUCAUAUAUGCAGUCGCAUAUAUUCAUAAAAAAGGUAUAAUUCAUCGAGAUCUAAAACCUGAUAACAUCUUGGUUGACAAAGAGUGGAACGUGAAAAUCAUUGAUUUUGGCUUGAGUUUCUAAACAAUAAAUUCUACUACUCACGAAACAUGUGGCACUUUAAUUUAUAUGGCCCCAGAGGCUUUGAUGAAGAAGGAAUACUUCAAAUCAGUGGAUAUUUGGAGUCUUGGAAUUAUACAGUAUAUGAUGUUUGCCAUUUGUCAUCCCUUCUGGACCGAUGAUACACGAGAGACAUUCUUAAGGAAAAUGAAAACUCCCUAGUAGGUGUGUUAUCCUUAAAAUAUGAGCAAAGCGGCCAUAUCAUUUUUUGAAAAAACUGCUGCCUGGGAACCUGAAGCUAGACUUACAGCCGAGUAAGCCCUAAUUCAUCCAUGGAUUAGUGGUGUGAAUAGUCAAAUGCCAAUGUCAUCGAAAGAUAUUAUCCAAACAUUUAAAUGCUAGAAUUAAUUCCAUCAAGUACUCUUUUGUUUGAGUAUCAUUUAAAAAGUGAGUUAAAAACGUGAUGUGAUACAAACACAAUAGUUAAGAGCGCACUCCUAGUUUCAAAAUAAUUUACAUCCUCUGAUUGUCAGUUCAAGAAAUCCCAGUUCCUAAUAAAAAUUGAAGACAGAAUCUUAAUAACAACAACCACCAUUGUCUGCGCACAGAACUACGCUAUCAAGAAUGCAGAACAAUUCUUCUUUUCUUAGUUUUUAAGAUGUAUUCUUAUCUUACAAGUAGUAACCAAGAGAAGAUGUGCGAUUGAAAUAGAUGAAGAACAAAUAGCAGUAAUUUAAAUUACCUCCCAUAAAUACCAAGUCUGCUAACAAUUCACCCUAGAAUAGUAAAUCUACUUAAAUGUUUACUUUCAGUCCUUAUAAGAAGGCACAACCCAUUGGAGAACUUAAGAAGUCAUAAUUUAAAUUAUGA
Paramecium tetraurelia is the source of this 1341-nucleotide messenger RNA. RefSeq lists its product as uncharacterized. Lineage: Eukaryota; Ciliophora; Oligohymenophorea; Peniculida; Parameciidae. Gene Ontology annotation, biological process: protein phosphorylation; mitotic cell cycle; regulation of cytokinesis. Gene Ontology annotation, cellular component: spindle pole; centrosome; cytoplasm. The record is from RefSeq and is a predicted model, not a curated record. Gene Ontology annotation, molecular function: protein kinase activity; ATP binding. The transcript has 5 exons.